UUUUUAUAGUUCAAAAUCGCUGUUUUUUCAAUUGCUGUAUGCUUUGUUCUGUCAGUAUUCUCAUUGAUGUUGGAUGCUGGUGAAUUAGCUUGGCUAUCUCUAAAUGUACACCAUAUGAAAUUCUUAAAAAUGGAAGGAUUUGUUUGCAAGGAUAGUUUUCUUAGGCACAAAGUCUACAAUUUUACAGUUUGUAAAUGUAAACUGGGAGAAGAAACUGGUUCGACCGUCUCUUUUUAUCUUAGUUGGACUUCUUGUAAGCUAUUGAUGGCUCAGUAUUAUGUUUACUUUAUAAUCGUGUUCUUUACAUCAAUGUUGCUGUGGUCUCUGUUUGUUCACGCUUGCCUCUUUUGUUCUUAUUCUAAAGCGGAUUUCACAGAUAAUAAAUGCAGGGAACGUGGAUGACACUCCAUUGAACGACGACUUUGAUAAUCUUCAUGGUAGUUACGUCACAUCGUAAAUUCUUCAAUUACAUUGAACGAUAACUCAGUGCUUUCAUAUUUAACUUUACAAUGUCAAGAAAAAUGUGUAACAUGCAAUGUCAAAAAUAUGAAGAUUUUAAUUCAUUUCUAA
Molecule: messenger RNA, 570 nt
Organism: Xenia sp. Carnegie-2017
Lineage: Eukaryota; Metazoa; Cnidaria; Anthozoa; Malacalcyonacea; Xeniidae
Exons: 3
Coding region: 67-402 (111 amino acids)
Source: RefSeq, a predicted model, not a curated record